This is a messenger RNA of Ornithodoros turicata, 5717 nucleotides long. RefSeq names its product potassium voltage-gated channel protein Shaw-like. Gene Ontology annotation, cellular component: neuronal cell body membrane; presynaptic membrane; postsynaptic membrane. Gene Ontology annotation, molecular function: delayed rectifier potassium channel activity; protein binding. The transcript is spliced from 3 exons. NCBI's taxonomy places the organism in Eukaryota, Metazoa, Arthropoda, Arachnida, Ixodida, Argasidae. The coding region runs from base 319 to 1899 and encodes 526 amino acids. Gene Ontology annotation, biological process: protein homooligomerization; potassium ion transmembrane transport. The record is from RefSeq and is a predicted model, not a curated record.
AGCAACGAACAACAAAGUGUACUCUUGCGUCGCCGCCGCCCGACCUCUGCACUUUUUUUCGGGUUCCCAGGGCCCCCUCCCACCCAAUUGGAGAUACACUGACGUGACUCACCCCGCUCGUGUGUGUGUCCGAAGUGCUAAGAUGUGUUGUUCAGCCGCACUGUUUCGCACAUCAGCAAAACCAUGCCCAUAGCGACGAGAUUUUCUGCGCAACGGCCUUGCGUGGCGUGUGCUGUGUGUAGGAUGGUUGCUACAGCGCGGCGAUUGUGACGUUGACGCACAGGUGCCGGGAACAUGCCGACCUGAGGGUGCGGUAGCAUGUACUACCAUACGAUCAACAGCCGGAACACACUCGACGUAGAGAACCGGGUCGUACUGAAUGUCGGCGGCAUCCGUUUUGAGACGUACAAGACGACACUUAAAAAGAUUCCGGCGACGCGCCUGUCGCGCCUCACCGAGGCCCUGGCUAACUACGACCCCGUUCUCAACGAAUACUUCUUCGACAGACAUCCCGGCGUCUUCGCACAGAUUCUCAACUACUACCGAACUGGCAAACUUCACUACCCCACCAAUGUCUGCGGACCGCUCUUUGAAGAAGAGCUAGAAUUCUGGGGCUUGGACGCCAACCAGGUGGAGCCUUGCUGCUGGAUGACAUACACCGUGUACAGGGAUACUCAGGCCACGUUGGCCAUACUAGACACCCUGGACAUUGAGAACGAAAAGCCUAGUGACGAAGAGCUAGCCCGGAAGUUCGGAGUCGAGGACGCCUACUAUGCGGGCAAGAUGUCUUGCUGGCAGAAGAUUAGGCCUCGGAUAUGGCUACUGUUCGACGAGCCUUACUCGUCACUUGCAGCGAAAGUUAUGGCUGUCAUAUCAGUGUUCUUCAUCUGUGUUUCCAUAUUGUCCUUCUGUCUCAAGACGCAUCCCAAUAUGCGUGUCCCUGUGAUCGUGAACCGGACGGUGUCUUCUUUAAAUGAUUCCGCUUGGUUUCUGGACAAAGUCAAAACGGAUGCCCACGAUGCCUUCUUUUACGUGGAAAGCGUCUGUAAUGCUUGGUUCACCUUUGAAAUCACCAUUCGUUUCGUAGUCAGCCCCAAGAAACUAGACUUUGUGCGUGCGCCCAUCAACAUCAUAGACUUCGUCGCGACCAUGUCCUUCUACUCGGACAUGUUACUUCAGCACCUCGCGGCAGACCUAGAGAACGCAGAUAUCUUGGACUUCUUUUCCAUUAUACGAAUCCUCCGGCUUUUUAAGUUAACACGCCAUUCUAGAGGCCUCAAGAUACUCAUACACACUUUCAAAGCAAGCGCGAAGGAACUCUUCCUGCUCGUAUUUUUUCUCGUUUUGGGAAUUGUGAUCUUCGCUAGUUUAGUGUACUAUGCGGAACGGCUGCAAGCAAAUCCGCGCAACGACUUCACAAGCAUACCAGAGGGUCUGUGGUGGGCCAUCGUUACUAUGACGACCGUCGGUUACGGGGACAUGGUGCCCCGUACUUACGUGGGCAUGUUGGUGGGCGCUUUGUGCGCCCUCGCCGGUGUGCUCACAAUUGGCCUCCCUGUUCCCGUCAUUGUGUCCAACUUUACCAUGUUCUACUCGCAUACUCAGGCACGGGAAAAGUUGCCGAAAACACGUCGGCGUUUCGUGGGGGAGCCCAUGACUGCCGGCACGCCUAGUCAGCAAGCACCACCAACAAGGCGAAUGAAUGCGAUUAAGCAUCAUCAUCCCGGUGUGGUUCGGGACUUUGGCAACAAGCCAGGAAUACACAACGGCGUGAAUUCUUCGGACGGGCCCCUAACAGCGCCGACCAGCCCGGGACCUUCGCUUUGCGACGCGUCUGUGACGUAUGCGAGCACCGACCAAUCGUUGAGCCACACCAGGACACGUACCAAGGCUUGCUGACCAAUAUUCGCUCUGGGCGCCUCGCUGUUCAUGUGAAUGCUCUGUGCACCCACUCGUACGGCUCCAGGACUGGAGAGACGGCACGUCGUGCCGCGGUGCCUUCGCCUAUUUCUUUGGCGCAGGACUGACCCUGCGGAAGGAUAUCUACAAAGUUCUAUAUCGCCUUAGGUGCUGUUAAAGUGCCCUAUCUCUGUAAGAUAGUCGAAGCAAUUUUGCACUUCUAGUGUAGCGCCUUGACCUCCGUGUAUUACACAAAGCCUGAAAGCUUCACGGUUCUUCCAUCGAAAGCUUGUGCUGAACUUAGUUUACAUACUUACCGCAAUGAUGCUCGCUGCAUGGCCCAGAAUGGUGUCAAUGUCGCUGGAACGCGUUAAGUGUAAAAUGUGAUAAUAUGACUAAGAGCAAUAAGAUGGUAGCAUAAAGUGCUAUAAAGCAUGUAUUUUGAAGAACUAGAUCGGGGAUAAGUGGGGGCAUAUGCUAAUUUUCAUACGAGCAAACGUGAUGGCGACGGUUACCGUCCUCUGCUAUUAUCAUCUGAUAGCGCAGAACUGUGGUGAGCUCAUUAUACAGAACGUGCUGGACGACGUCUAGCAUUUUGUUUGCUUCAAAUGAGUAGUCUACCCCAAAGACAUCACGCUUACUCGAAGACACAGCGAUAAUUACGUAUGCGUAAUGCUUGAAACCACGUUGGAAGGAAGCUGCAGCACGCACUGAUUGCAAGUGUGGAGGGAGGUACACCAUAUAACUGUCUGUCGUCUCCGAUCGCUUGUCUGCCCACACCAGCUUUUUGGGCUAUAUAGACAGCGCCGAUGUGGCAGGUAGGCGAACUAAUGAGGCUCGUGCACAUGACGUCACGCGCAGCCUUUGGGCGCUUUUGAGCCACGUGACCUGUAAAACAUGGGGAUGCGUCACAGGCACCCUACUGUGGGCCGAAUGCAGCAGCAGCGUGUGUUUCUACAAUUUCCUGUCGCAAGUGCAUGUAUACCGCAACAACUCACGGCAUGCUCUCCUACUGUGACUCCGGUGCGGCAAUACCCUUUCCCAUAUCACGUGACCAAACGUGACGUCACUGCACAAGUCUCAUUGCACGGUGCAGCUUUUUCUUGGUCGCUUUCAGGCCUGGUGUGACACAUGGAGGCCUAGACAUCUGGGCCUACACUUAUCUGAGAUUUGACUCAACCGUGUUGUCUUUUAGACAGCCUUCUCCGGUCUUACGAGGUACUCGUUGUUUUCGGGACAUGUAUUUAUUACUGCAAAAUAUCAAUUGGUUCUGGUUGUGCUACAGUUGAUAUGCAGUUUAUAUAGUUGAUACAGCUGAUAUGUACUCAUACGAGGUGUUCAAGGCGUGUACGGCAUAUAGGUCCCCUGCUUGCUGUUUCGUCAGGCAUCGAAACGUGAAAACUUGAAGAACAAAAAUCCGGCAGCGCAUGCAUCCGCAAAAGCCGCAUAUCAAAUUAGAUGGGAAGUCUAGAUUCGGAAAAAUGUUUAAGGAAAUAUUAUGGAAGCGUUUGUCAUAUGGUCACUGGGUCAGGUUCGUACACUGGCCUAAAGAAACAAACUGCUCUUGUUAGGGAUGUGCCAUACCUUUAGGCGUGUUUCUUCAUGUCACGAAAUACGGAAGCACGGGACUGUAAAAAACUCAAAUAGAAGAACACUGACUACAAAGUAGCAGCCGGGCUUGCUUGUGGACUCCAAAGCGCACCACAGAAGUAUAUACAUGAUUAAUGCUCGUGUACAUAAAUAGCUUUAAAAUGGGGCGCACGUUUAAUAUCAGUCUACACAUAUCUAUUAACGAUAUAGAUUUAGCGACCUACAAGUUAAUAUCAUAUACUUCCCUCUCUUUCUCUCUUUCCGGAGUUGUAAACAUUUUCUAAACUUUUAGUGUUUUAACAAAGUCGCUGCCUUUCAAUAACCUUUACGUGGGACCAACGUUUGGGACUGCGUAUGAAACUAUACCUUCUCGUUCAGUGAUCGUACAGGACGCUGCGUGGAUGAAUACGCCUAUAGACUUCGCUUUCAGUUUGAAAUAGCUGGACAACUUGGACGAACCUCGUGUUGCAUAUUUCGCACCGCAGGCUCCCUACGACGCAAACACGUUUUGGUGAUGUACCGAUUAGCCAGUUAUUUACCCCCCAGACAUCGGCGGCACGCCGCUGAAGACAUCAAACCCACCUACCCUCAAGCGGGUCCUUUUUGCAAAAACGCCAUCUUGUCAUGGCCACACGUCAUAGGCAACGUCAUUUUGAGGCCGUGUGACUUUGUUUACCUGCCAUGUUCGUGCUUGCCGACACAUUUGCGUUGGCGUAAAACCACGAGAUGGACGUUUUUGCCAGCGUAAACGAUACGGUGCUUGUUCAGUGACAUGGUGGCCCAUUUCUCCUUAGUAUAAGUAUAUCGCAUCGGAAGAGGGGCGUCUUAACGCGGGAUUGUCAUCAAAUCUUCGGUGGCAAACAGUACGAGGCCUUAUAUGUGCAAAUAUGUGCGUUUAACGACGAGAUUAUCGGAUAAAAAUAAUUACCAUGUCGGAGGACGUUCAAAACGGCGGAGAGGAACAGCAAACGCGGCCAUCUUUAAGGUCCCGUGUGUGUUUGACGUUUCCUGUGACGUGUGACCAGGACCAGUACGGAAUUCAUUGCGUUCGCCCAGCAGGCUUUCGUCUAUAGAUCCCGCUUUCACCACUACCGGUUUGGUGCCAAAACGGCAUCCGGUUUCACGGCAAACACGCUCUGCGCCAACCACUGGGCCGAUUGAUACAGUUGUCGCUUCUGAUUUGAGGAGAGAGAUGGUCGUAUACGCCUUUUUGUGGCAAUUCAAACUGCCACAAAAAGGCGUACGCCUCCCGUUCUCAACAAAUCUGGAAAGCGAAAGACAUAAUUCUGCAUGGCGGCUGGUUUCGAGCGUCCUUAGUCGCAGGACCGCAAGUCUUCGUGGUACCGGAAGUUGUGGCGGGGGCUUGUUUAUGUUUACCAGAUAACGUCAUGUAUUGAGCAAUACGUUGGUUUCCUAGGGAACUCUGUUGAUAUUUGACUCAAUGCCGGGACACAAGGGUCUCAAUUGAAGCCAGUGUGGAUUGAGCAUGCGCGCAGCGCCACCCAGCGUGUAACGUGUCAAUCUCUUAGGCAGCAUUGGAUCCAAUGCUUCUUGAGAGGUUGACACGUUACACAUUCGGUGGCGCUACGCGCAUGUUUAUGGCCGUUGGUUUCAAUGAUCAUUGAGACUCCUGGCGUGACAAGGGUGAAAACAACGGAAUAAAACUCAGGGAAAACAGAUAGCACAGUCGCAUUAGCCGCUUUUCGUUUCAUACCGAAUUGCAGCACGAAACCACUAAAGGGACACUAAUGUGAAUGCUAAAAAAUGGUGUAUGUUUUGCUGGUCGCUUGCAACUUGAAUGCUUCAAAUACGUAAUAGCUCCGUUCUACACUCAGCAGUUAUUCAGAAAUCAAUUUUCAGGGAUUGCAUCGAAAAACAGAAGUUGCGGAGUCCCUCGUCUGGCAACGCUGACACUCCUCGUGGCGCCAUCUUUCGGGAACGCAUGCAACGAUGCUAGCUAACUAGUCCGAAACCACUAUCCUUUUAGCGUGUUGUCCCUCGGAAUCUUGUGACGCGUGACGCCUGUCUUCGAAGAUGCACGGUUGGUGCAUCUCAGGACACUACAGACGCAGACGAGAUAUCCGUGCGAAUCGGCUGGAAGGGAAAUGUUUGCAUACAACAACGACAGGAAAGCGACGUACACGUUCUGUGCGUUACUUUCUGGUUAAACAUGUCACGCGAUAUCUAACAAUAAGGCGGGUGGGGGGGGGGGGGUGACGAUCAAUAAG